Messenger RNA from Brenthis ino (lesser marbled fritillary), 1287 nucleotides. NCBI's taxonomy places the organism in Eukaryota, Metazoa, Arthropoda, Insecta, Lepidoptera, Nymphalidae. The record is from the annotation of a GenBank genome assembly.
AUGCGUAUUGCAUUAUUGUUUGCAGCAUAUGCUGGUAUAGUUCUGGCCUUAGACAAUGAAAGUACUGAUAAUGGAAAUGUAGUAAAUCGUGGUACAUUCCCUUAUAUGGCAUUUUUGUACUAUCCGGAUGAUUCCGUCGUUGAUGAAAAAGGUGUCAGGAUUACCAAGAGUGCAGUAUUAAUUCAAGAAAACUGGCUAAUAUCUUCUAGUUUUGUGGAUGCAAACACUUCUAAUGAUUUUCCUAAGAAAACUCUUUUGGCAAGGCUUGGCGCUAUUAGCAUUGAUAACAAUUUUACUCUAAACGAAGAUGAAAAUGAGCAAGAGCGCGAAAUCAUUCAAAUAGCACGUCCUUAUAAUUUUAAUACGACACUAUGGUGGUACUCUGAUAUUUCUUUACUCAAAACCUUAUUACCUUUUGUAACAACACCAACAGUUUCCGUAGUACCAACAAUAUCCAAAAAUAGUGACUUAUUUGAAAUGUCUUGUUAUGUACUUCUGUAUGUACGUAUUGCUAAUACAACUGCCGAAAGGACUCUAAUGAAAAGCACAGUUGAUCUUUUGGAAGCUUCGUUGGACAAAUGUGGAAGUAACUUUAAAAAUGAUACCAUGUUUUGUGCCGCACCUAGUGAUGAAAAAUCUGCCAUCUUCAAUGAUUCAAAUUUCUGUGAGGGUAACAGGGGUGGACCACUUUUGUGUGACAAUGAAUUAACUGGAAUACAAACAUACAUUAAUGAUUGCCAACAGCCUUACCUAUACCAGCGUUUGAGUGCUUGGGAAAAUUUACUAUCUUGUGCUGUACAAGAAAAAUGUCUCGAGGAGCAAUGCUCUACGAUUUGUUUUUUGAUAAACAAAGAUACUACGACACUGAUGGCUGUAACUACCGAUAAAGAUAAUGAUGUUAUGUUCGAUAAUGAAUUUAAAAAUAAUGCUAGUACAACUAAUACUGAUACAUCUAUCAUACCAACACUUACUACUACCAUUACUACUGUUACUACUACUACUACAGAAGCAACUACUGUAAAAGACACAACAUUAUCAACGACAAUUGUAACAAAAUCUAAACGACCUGCUGGUAAGAAGGCUACUUUAACACAUAAGACGCCUAGAAUAGUUGAAUAUACUGCAUCUGUAACAACAGAAAUUGUAGAUACUGAUAAUGAAGAUAUAGCAGUGCGUAAGACUGUUGUUCAAGCUCAAAAUCACAAACUACAUAGUAAGGCAUCAUUUAAAAUAUUUAACUUGAUACCAUACUUCACGUCAGUUACCCUAAUAAUAAUGUACUUUACA